AUGUUGUCAGAACAAAGUAGACAGAAGUCAUAUGCUGAUAAUAGACAGAGAAACUUAGAGUUUCAAGUGAGAGAUCACGUAUUCCUGAAGGUCUCACCAACUAAAGGGGUAAUGAGGUUUGGCAAGAAAGGAAAAUUAAGCCCUCGGUAUAUAGGACUCUUCGAGAUCUUAGAAAAGGUUGGAACGGUGGCUUAUUGUUUGGCGCUACCACCAGACCUCUCGAAUAUUCACCCCGCAUUCCAUGUGUCAAUGCUUAGGAAAUAUAACCCCGAUCCAUCUCAUAUAAUACGAUAUGAAACCAUCCAGUUGCAAGAUGAUCUAACCUAUGAGGAGCAAUCGGUGGCUAUCCUUGAUAAGCAAGUCAAAAAGCUCUGUUCAAAGGAUGUAACCUUAGUGAAAGUGUUAUGGCGAAACCACACUAGUGAAGAGAUAACGUGGGAAGCCGAGGAGGAGAUGCAAACCAAAUAUCCACACCUCUUUGAUGCUUAG
Theobroma cacao (cacao) is the source of this 489-nucleotide messenger RNA. NCBI's taxonomy places the organism in Eukaryota, Viridiplantae, Streptophyta, Magnoliopsida, Malvales, Malvaceae. The record is from RefSeq and is a predicted model, not a curated record.